GUGAAUAGUGUUUGAAGCUAUACUCUGUAAAACAUUCACUGACAUAAACUGAGUGGAAAUUAACUCCGAGACAAAAUGGGUUGUGGAUAUACAAUAGGAUGUUCCUUGGUGUCUUGUUUAUUUUGGUGGACAUCUUUAGUUGUAGAAGUGACGUUCAUACACGCAUCUUCUUUGCAGAAUGAUAUGAAAGUCUUGUCGCAACUUUUACCGGGUGUGUAUACAAACUCUCAGCAAUAUUUAAACGAAUCUGGCAAACACAUGUCGUCUGCUAGAAGCCACUUUCUAAUGAGGUCUACUUUCCGUCCAGCGGACAUCUCGUUUCUUCCCGGCUCGUUCAAUGUCUUUGCCGAACAGUUUCACGGAGAAAGCCGAACCCCAUACAGACAGCGAGUUUACAGUUUCAGCGUUGACAAAAACCAACGAGCGUUACGUAUGAAGAUUCUGAGCUUUAACGACGACGGGUCCACCGAUCCGAAGGUGAGGUCCCUAUCGUCCCUGUCACGUCUGAAACGACAGGACCUGACCACGCAAGAUGGCUGCGAUAUGUUCUGGAGAAGAUUAAGUCGAAUGAUGUUCAUCGCUGCAACAGGAAUAGAAUGUCUGGGUACAAUCAAAGGACAAACGGUUCGUGUGUCUGUAACAAUAACAUUGACACCUAAGGUUAUUCAGACCCAGGAAGCUUGGUACAGGGUAAAAGAUGGGAGCAAGCUUGUUGAAAUUGAAAUCCCAUACCACCUCGUCAAAGUUAAGAAAUAUAAAACUAAAAGUUUUAAAGUAAAGAACAUGAAAUCCAGACGUGAGCUACAGCUUCAAAAUGACCUGCCAGAGGACGCGCCGAUUAAGAAAACGAGACACAAGCCAAAGAAACUUUUUUUUCGGAAACAGUUUCAUACAUCCAUAGGCACGUGGGCAGUCAACAGUUUCCGCGGUUUACAGGAUGCGUUAACUUCCGGUCGCGUGGUGCAUUACGUCAUUGACCUAUCGGAGUGUUCUUUGCCUUCUCAGGUCAAGAUUAAUCGGAAGUCGUUUGGCGAUAAGAUUUCCAUGUUUGAAAAUAUAAAAACAUUCGACGGAAAGAAACGGAACUUCAUAAAAUUCUCUCAAAAACGAUUUCUGCAAAAUAAAAAUGGAGCCGAGACCAUUGCAAGGGAAAUAACAGUGUAUGGCAACGGCAAGGUGGUGGUUAAAGUUGUCACCGAUAACCAUGACAACAGACUUGCUCCUAAAAGAUACACGGCGUACUGCAGACUGUUUGAUUAUAGAUUAGGGAGAGGUGGUGUGAAAUUAUCAACUGAUCCCCUGAAAGACGUAAACGAAAUAGAAACUUUUGAAAUGUUGAAAUCGUCGCUUAAAACAGGAAAACAAGUGCGCAUGUCAGUAGAUUUAUCCAAAUGCUCGGGCUCUCCUACCAGUGAGAAAAGAGAAAUAGGCGGCGAAAUACGAGGAUACGAUUUCUCAGAUUCUGACCAUGGAAUAGAGUUCACUUUAUCAAGGUCGUACAUCGACUUCCCGCGAGCAGACGUGUCCGAGCACUUUCUGAUUGGUCGAUUUUUCAGCAAUGGCGACGUGACGUUCGUGGAGACGUCCAGCAGACACGAGAACUCUGUCCAAGACAAUAAAAAACAGUACAGGUGUUAUAUAAAGGCUGACGGCCUGAGACACAACACCAGAAACAAUUCAAUAAAAAUGUUUGCUUUGUGACACAUAGUCUAAAUGUAAGAAAGAAAUUGUCGAUUUAUUAUUUAAGCGUAAAAUUUUAUCAGCUAGUUUUGGUGGCCUACACCAUUCGGGCUUGAUUCAUUCAUAAAGAGACACAUUACUAGUAGUCCUAAAACGUUUUUGACAAAGACCAAUUCAAUAACAGGUUUAACGUACAUCAAUUAAUCGGUGUCCAUUAGUACUUGACACGAUUGCCUAAGACGUUAAGGCGCGAUGUGCCUGUCAGAGUUCAUUUAAGCAUCAAAUUGUAUCAGCUACGUCAUUUGGGCAUGAUUCACAUUACUAGUAGUGCUAAUACUUUUAUUUGGGACAAAGACCAAUUCAGUAUCACGUGUAACGUACAUCAAUUAGUGAGUGUUAACAUGUAUUUGACAUGGUUGCCUAAGACGUUAAGACGUGGCGUGUCUGUCAGGGUUUAGAGACCAUUCAUGGACAACGCUAAAACGUGAAGUGGCUGUCAAGGUUUAGAAAACUUCGUAGACAUAACUAACACGUGAUUAGACUGUCUCGGUUUUACAUCAAUUCGUGGACUUUCAUUCAGGGAUGACCCGUUGAUCUGUCAAUGUAAUAAGUACUGCCAGAUUACUAUGGUACACGACGUGGAAUAGGUAUGAAGGAAUACCAGACAACAGUAUGAAAAAGUCGUCCACCCAAGACUACUACAGCGAGACCAGUGCUACAUUAGGCCGGGCGCCAUUAUUUGAUCACAAUCGAGCGGUUACACACCAGAAGGCUUCCCAAGGAUGCCAAGUACGCAUGCGCAUGCACUGAGUAGCAGAAAUGCACCACUGUGAUCAUUGGACUAAUAAUAAUGAAUAUGCAUGAAGGUGAUCGGUGAAGAUUUAAAACAUAUAUAUUUGUUUACGAGUAAUGUCUUCAAAUAUAUUGCUAAAAUUAAUAAUAUUUUAUGUUUUCAAAUUGCAAUGUUAAUUUGGGGUGUAAAAGAGUUAGAAUAAGUGUCCUAUAGAUUAGUAUUGAUGUUGUACAUACAAUUUGUCUUUGAUUGGUUUCAUAUAUAUUUAUCCAAUGGUUUCACUAUUAAAUUAAACUUACAAACCAGUUCAAGAGAA
Messenger RNA from Gigantopelta aegis, 2789 nucleotides. RefSeq lists its product as uncharacterized. Gene Ontology annotation, molecular function: lyase activity. Gene Ontology annotation, biological process: protein-phycocyanobilin linkage. The transcript is spliced from 6 exons. Lineage: Eukaryota; Metazoa; Mollusca; Gastropoda; Neomphalida; Peltospiridae. The record is from RefSeq and is a predicted model, not a curated record. The coding region runs from base 76 to 1701 and encodes 541 amino acids.